UCGUCCAAUCACAAGCUGCGACUGGCGCAAACCGGAAGAAGUCCAAAUUUACAUUUCAUUUCACACAAGCGUUUUGAAAACUGCUUAAAGGUUGCAGGAUGUCCUGUAACACCAGUGUUACUCGUGUUAAUGUUUCAUCUGUGGGUCAGGCACAGCGAGUCCCAGUCCUCCUCAUGCCCUGUGAGAUCGAACACAAUGGGUCGGCCCAGGUCUCAACAUACCUCACUGCUACCACGAAAGACUGCAAACUAGAGAAGACGGUGUCAUUCAGAGGGCGUGGGUUGAAGGGGCAGGAGCUCAGCUGUCCACAGGGGUACACUGGCUUGGUGCUGAAAGAGACCAACAAGCCCAGCUCUGACCAACAGGACAGGACAGUGAAGGUGUCCUCUGUGUUUGACAAGCUGACCUACUGGAACCUGGAGACGCCUCCAAACUCUGACGACACAGUCGUCAUGGCGAUGGACUGGCCAGAGUUGGCUGAGGCGAUUCACGGGCCAGUAUAAGACUGAAGACAGAGAAAAAAACUUUCUGCUCAGAGGUUGCGAGUGAAACGUAGUUUUCUGAAAACCGGUUCACGCCAGUCAAACAUACGUCAACGUGUUCAGUGUUACUAUUGCAGAGUAAAAGAUGUAGUGUUUAUAUUUUUGUACGUUAUUUUGUAGUGAAAUAAAAAAAUGACUGACCAUGUGAGAUUCGUCAAAACAACAAUAUGUUCACAUUGUUUCUUUUGAACACAUUGUUUAUUCACAAAGUAACAUUUAGAUUCUGCAUGAUCACUGACUCAACUGUCCCUUGUGAGUAUCCAAAACUCCAAUACCAAUCCAUUUUCAUUAGUACAUACGGAAACUGUAAUUCCAAAACAUGUAAUAUGGUGCAGAACAACAAAUUCCAAACUGUCAAUUUAGGCACAUUUAAAGUUUAAAUCUAAACACUUAAAGAGAAAGCAGUAUCACUAUGUGUGUCUAAGUGUGCUCGUACUGUAUAUUCUGUCACAUUACAGGAGAAACACUACAGAGGUAAAAGGUCACAUGGGCAAUUAGAAAAGCCAAACACAUAAAGGGUGGAUCCCCAAACUGAUUCCCUCCUACCUCACUUCAACUGCAAUACCACCAUGAUGGCUGAAAGCUGAAUAGUGCUAAAAUAAUCUGACCAAAUUUAGAGUAAGCUAAUGUAAACAAUCCUGGAAAGCCACUGGAAAUGUAUAACAUGUGUCUCAUGUAAAAUUCAUCAGUUUAUUUUGCUGUUACCUCACUUAGGAAACUUUCUAAUGAAAGACUUAUUACUGCAUGUUUAAAGGAGACAAAGAAAAGUGCUUUUGGCACAGCUGAAUGUCUACUUCAUCAGUAAAACUGUAUGCUGCUAUUAAUGAACUGGCUUCAUUGAAACUGAUGCAAGGAAAAGCUUGUAUUACAAGUUACCCUGCCUUCGCCCAUUGACAGCUGAGAUCGGCUCCAGCACCCCUGCGACCCUUAACUGGAUAAGCAGGUUACGGAAAAUGGAUGGAUGGAUGGAAAAUGGCACUACCUGAUUCUAAUUGUAGAAUUGGUGCAGGUAUCUGCUUUGAUGGGGGGGGCUGUCAAACAUUAUUGUAACUAAUAAUCCUAAUCACAAUAGCUUUCCCUUAUUUGCGUUUUGAGUUAAUAUAGAACAUUAAGUGAAGGAUGUCAUAUCUUCUUUAAACUCGUUUGAACAUCUUCUAAUUCUUAAAACAAUUAUGAUUUUGAUAUUUUUUAUACCCAUGAAUAAUAAAAUAUAUAAAAAAUGUACAAACCUAAAUUGCAAAAUCCCUAAUAUAUUUUUGAAGAGUAGCACAAUAGAAAAAAAAAAAAAUCAGAGGAGGGGGUGUAAACAAAACACUUGACAGUACAAUGCUACUAGACUUACAAUCAGUCAAACUUUGCUGGCAGAGUCACACACUGAAAAGGCCGUCAAACAUUAUUGUAACUAAUAAUCCUAAUCACAGUAGCUUUCCCUUAUUUGCGUUUUGAGUUAAUAUAGAACAUUAAGUGUAGGAUGUCAUAUCUUGUUUAAACUCGUUUGAACAUCUUCUAAUUCUUAAAACAAUUAUGAUUUUGAUAAUCUUUAUACCCAUGAAUAAUAAAAUAUAUUAAAAAUGUACAAACCUAAAUUGCAAAAUCCCUAAUAUAUUUUUGAAGAGUAGCACAAUAGAAAAAUAAAAAUCAGAUCAGUUUUAGGGUUCUAAGGAAAAAAACAUUCAAACAUGACUGCUGAUAUCACCGCCACAUCGCUGGUGUUUACUCUGUGUGAGUGUGUGUGAGAGGUCUGGUAUUUCUGCACUCAUGGGGAAAAAGAAAAAUCUGCAAGCUCUUGAUUUAUUUGCUCUGAGGCUUCUGGGCAAAUAGCAACCAUUUAUCUAAUAUUGGUUGUGUUUGAGAAAUAGACUGUUAAGAGGUGCGCCCAUGAGGCAUUUUGAAAACAACUGAGAUGGCUGCAGCUGAUGUGGAACUUUCUGUUGAAGACAAAGGUAAUAACCAGCUCAGCACAUUGUAGUCUGUUUAUAUUUUCCAGGACCUCAGGCUGUAUUUUUUUCCCCCUGAUUUGUGCAAAGUCCCAUCCUGAUGUGUUGUGAUUGGCCAUCUACACCUGGUGGACCUGGUCACUGUUCACGCAGCGCUACGUCACAUGUUGAUAACCAGUUAAUAAUGCCUCCUUGUGAAAUAAAAAAUUAGCUAAGAGAUUCCAGACUAAUUUGCAUAUGCAAUUUGGUUUCAAUAGAAUGAAAAGCCUCGGUGUCUGCAGAGUGCAAAUAUAAAGCAAUUAACACAAUAUGGAAAAUGUGAAGAUGUCACCUUGAUCUUUGAGCAAUUGGGAAUGAAAAAUUUCAAAUCUUUUGACA
Molecule: messenger RNA, 2857 nt
Organism: Anoplopoma fimbria (sablefish)
Lineage: Eukaryota; Metazoa; Chordata; Actinopteri; Perciformes; Anoplopomatidae
Gene: rnaseh2c
Product: ribonuclease H2, subunit C
Exons: 5
Coding region: 99-503 (134 amino acids)
Biological process (GO): RNA catabolic process
Cellular component (GO): ribonuclease H2 complex
Source: RefSeq, a predicted model, not a curated record